Molecule: messenger RNA, 600 nt
Organism: Linum tenue
Lineage: Eukaryota; Viridiplantae; Streptophyta; Magnoliopsida; Malpighiales; Linaceae
Source: the annotation of a GenBank genome assembly
AUUGCGUAAGUUUAUUGCAGAAUUAAAUAUGGAUAGUGCAAAUGUCAUCCCAUCUGCCGAACCACAGAUUUAUCGAUCGUCUGUACCAUGGAAACGUCGAGCAGUUUUUAUUCAUCCUGAAGAUCAGUACCAACGCUUUGUUUUAUCUGCUGAAGAGGAAGAAGCAUUUGAGAGAGAUGAAGCUGCCUUACAAUUCCAACUCUCUCAACUUCGGAGAAUGCUAUCCCAAGUUGCCCGUAAGAGAAGACAUCAUAUUUUGAAACACAAGGUUCAUAGGAGGGGCUUGCGUUUUGAACACCAAGGUUGUUGUUUCCUAAAUUUUGUAGCAAGUCUUACAUAUUAGGCUAUUCUAUAUUGUUUCACUCUUUAUUUAUUUCUUUAUUAACUUAAAUUUUAGUUAUUCUUACUUAAAAUGAGAAGUAUACCAUUCUAUCUUUCCUUGAAAACAUUUGUUUUAAUAAUUGUGUUUAAUGUAGCGCGAGUACAUGAGCUUGACAGUUUCUCAAACUCAUUCAAUUUAUCAAUUACUGUGACAAAAAUUUAUUAAUAUUACUUAUCUAUUUCACUAGGUCUUCCGUUGGUUGAAUUUUUUGAUAUUGG